Messenger RNA from Tremella mesenterica DSM 1558, 1884 nucleotides. RefSeq lists its product as uncharacterized. The coding region runs from base 178 to 1818 and encodes 546 amino acids. The record is from RefSeq and is a predicted model, not a curated record. Gene Ontology annotation, molecular function: protein kinase binding; cyclin-dependent protein serine/threonine kinase regulator activity. The transcript is spliced from 4 exons. Gene Ontology annotation, biological process: regulation of cyclin-dependent protein serine/threonine kinase activity. Gene Ontology annotation, cellular component: nucleus; cyclin-dependent protein kinase holoenzyme complex. NCBI's taxonomy places the organism in Eukaryota, Fungi, Basidiomycota, Tremellomycetes, Tremellales, Tremellaceae.
CUGACAUCUUCGAAAUCUCAAGAGCUGCCAAUAUCGUUCAUUCAGUAUUGUUGGAAAGAUUUCCACUUUGAAACAGUUGGUAAAUCCUCCCGGCAUAUCCACAUUACCGGAUAAAGGAGCGAUCUCAUUGCCUUCCUAAUUCCUUGUUUCAUUCCCUCAUGUAGCUCCUUUCCAUCCAUGACCUCCUCUCAACCUGUUCCCCUCGCACCUCACGAUGCAGCGCCAUCUGUAUCAUCAUUACCUUCGAAUGCAGCUCCUUCAUCUUCUUCAACCUCAGGGACGACGAAAACAUCGAUUGGGUCUGGUGAAAAUGGAGAAGGGAAUUUACCGGUCUUACCUUGGGCAUUCAUCGAUUGUCCUAUCGAUAUCCUCGUUAUACUCAUCUCUCACAUGCUCAACCUUCUCAUUGCCCAUAAUGAUCAGGUCCUCUUGACUCCAGACUCUUUGACGAGGUUCCAUUCCAGGGCGCCGCCAACGAUUUCCGUAGUGGAUUAUCUGAGACGGAUUGUCAAAUAUACCAAUAUGGAGCCGAUCCCACUCUUAUCUCUGCUAGCCUACAUCGAUACCACCUGUCUUAACCUACCCAGCUUCACUCUUUCUUCCCUUACUGUCCAUCGGUUCCUUAUCGCCGGUAUCUGUGUGGGUAGCAAGGCUCAAUGUGAUGUCUUCUGUACCAACUCUCAUUAUGCCAGAGUGGGAGGUAUCAAGAUGCAGGAGCUCAACGGGUUGGAGAGGGAAUUUCUUAGAGUGACAAAGUGGAAUCUUUGCUGUACUCCUGAUCUUCUUCAACGUUAUUACUCCUCUCUCAUCCGCUCACACGGUGGUUACAUUCAAGCUCCUCCUCCCGCCGUAUCACCCUUUUACGCAUUCCCUCGAUCAGCCAGCAAGCCUUCUUCGCCCGCUGGCAGUACUUCGUCAACAUCGUUAGAGCCAGAACGAGAAGAACAACAUGAGAUUGAGAUUGAUCAUGACAUGACCGAAGGAAAUAAUGGUCCAUCAUUUGGUGACAUCCCUCAAUCUUCAUCGAGCUCCAUCUCCACCUCCAACUCCCAAACUUCACCUCAUAUCGUCUCAUCGACACGAGCCAGAUCCAAAAGAUCCCGACAUUCCGACAAGGCAGCGAAGAUGGACAUAGACUCACCACGAGCGGAUCACAUUUCUCCUGCAUCUGAAGCUUCUUCUUCCUCCAUACCCUCCUCUAGGUCAUCUCUUCGUCGGGUGCGCUCCCCUCGGGGACGUACGCUAGAUACAAGCACCGCCUCAGCAUCUACCAAUACGUCUGCUUCUUCAACUUCCGCUCGUCCACACAGUCCCGCCCAGAGGAACCUUGCCUCGACUACUACGACGAUGGAGGGAAACAGUAGCUCCAAAGGAGACCAUGAGCAUGGUAGAUUACUCAAGAAGCUGGUGGGAGGGUUGUUCAGGAGAAGAAGUAUGGCGGAUCAUCUUCACAUUCCCAAUCCCUCGCAACAUCGUAGUUUCGAACACGGAUCACAUGGAGUAUCGUCCAAUUCAUCAGACUCAUUUACCACCACUCAUUCACAUGUCUCAGCUCACGCUACAAAUGUCACUGCCAGCGAAACAGGUCAGGACAGAGCGAGAAGGAAUGCACCUCCUUCACCCAUCACUGCCGUUGCUGUUGGACGAACCGCUAUGCCACCCCCACCUUCCACCGCAGGGAGGGUCACACCGAAGAUACGAACCAGAGACGAUCGUAGUGUUGAAAGUCUCCCAGAACGUCGGAUGGGGUUCGGGCCUGUGGGGCAAGAUGGAAGAGGACAUGUGUCUGUGGGACAACAUGGAGAAGAGUUUGAGUAAGUUAGUAUGCAUCUUGAUCAGUAUAUAUUGAUACGAUACAAUGCAUGUUCAUGGCAUACUUUUAUG